Messenger RNA from Antechinus flavipes (yellow-footed antechinus), 4719 nucleotides. RefSeq names its product ATP binding cassette subfamily B member 1 (gene ABCB1). Gene Ontology annotation, biological process: transmembrane transport. Bases 192 to 4115 code for a protein of 1307 amino acids. The record is from RefSeq and is a predicted model, not a curated record. Lineage: Eukaryota; Metazoa; Chordata; Mammalia; Dasyuromorphia; Dasyuridae. Gene Ontology annotation, molecular function: ATP hydrolysis activity; ABC-type transporter activity; ATP binding. The transcript has 29 exons. Gene Ontology annotation, cellular component: membrane.
UUGGCUGGCCACAAGAGGGUGUGGACAGUUUGCCAAAGGUUCAAGAGUUUCUUCACCAGAAGCUCAGGUUCAUUCGCUCUAAAGGGCUCACUUUGCUAGACCACAUAAGCCUUCAAGAGGGUUUUUGCUCUGCCCGUUCUUCCAAUAUUGAACCUCCACAGGCUACUGGAGGGAGCGGGCGCCAGGUUGAGAUGAGUUGGGAAGGCGGUAGCAAUGGAUCGGCGAGAAGCCCCACGGAAGAGAAGGCAGACUCGAAAUCUGAGAGCGAAAGCAAAAAAAGCAAGAAAAAAGAAAAACAGCCAACUGUUAGUACAUUUGCAAUGUUCCGAUAUUCUAAUUGGCUAGAUAGGUUAUACAUGGUGCUGGGAACAGCUGCAGCUAUCAUACAUGGAUCAGGACUCCCUGCCAUGAUGCUACUUUUUGGGGACAUGACGGAUAGCUUUGCAGAUAUGGGAAACCAAAAUAUUUCUGCAUUGGAUCAGAACGCAAUUUAUGGGAGCGUUGCCCAAUCAGUGAUUAAGGCUAGAUGUGUUUUUAAUUUAAUUUUUUUCUUUCUUUUUUGUGAAGGUAAAGCGAUCAUGGCUAAACUGGAAGAGGAUAUGACCACAUAUGCAUAUUAUUAUACUGGAGUGGGUUUUGGGGUACUCAUUGCUGCCUACAUUCAGGUUUCAUUCUGGACCUUAGCUGCUGGACGGCAAGUUAAGAAACUUAGAGAAAAUUUUUUCCAUGCAAUAAUGCGCCAGGAAAUUGGUUGGUUUGAUGUCCAUGAUGUCGGGGAACUGAACACUCGACUAACUGAUGAUGUCUCCAAAAUUAAUGAAGGAAUUGGAGACAAAAUAGGAAUGCUCUUUCAAGCAGUAGCAACAUUCCUCACAGGUUUUAUAGUUGGAUUUACAAGAGGCUGGAAGCUAACCCUUGUGAUUCUGGCCAUUAGUCCCUUCCUUGGCUUGUCAGGUGUCUUCUGGGCAAAGAUAUUGUCUUCCUUUACUGAUAAAGAAUCAUUAGCAUAUGCAAAAGCUGGAGCAGUAGCUGAAGAGGUCCUAGCAGCAAUUAGAACUGUAAUUGCUUUUGGGGGACAAAAGAAAGAGCUUGAAAGGUACAACAGAAAUUUAGAAGAAGCUAAAAAUAUUGGGAUAAAGAAAGCUAUUACAGCCAACAUUUCAAAGGGAAUUGCCUUUCUAUUGAUAUAUGCCUCAUAUGCACUGGCAUUCUGGUAUGGGACCUCUUUGAUCCUCUCCAAUGAAUACAGUAUUGGACAAGUACUCACUGUCUUUUUUUCAAUAUUAAUGGGAGCUUACAAUAUUGGAAAAGCAUCACCAAGCAUUGAAGCUUUUGCUAAUGCAAGAGGUGCAGCCUAUGAAAUCUUCAGGAUAAUUGAUAAUAAUCCAACUAUUGACAGCUAUUCGAUGAAUGGCCACAAACCAGAUAAUGUUAAAGGAAACUUAGAGUUCAAAAAUGUUCAUUUCACUUACCCAUCUCGGAAAGAGAUCAAGAUUUUGAAGGGCCUCAAUCUCAAGGUUUACAGUGGACAAACAGCAGCCUUGGUUGGAAGCAGUGGCUGUGGGAAAAGUACAACUGUUCAGUUGAUACAGAGGUUAUAUGAUCCCACAGAAGGCAUGGUCACCAUUGAUGGACAGGAUAUUCGAACCCUAAAUGUAAGAUAUCUGCGGGAAAUUACUGGAGUUGUGAGUCAAGAACCAGUACUCUUUGCAACCACAAUUGCUGAAAAUAUUCGCUAUGGCCGUGAAGAUGUCACCAUGGAAGAGAUUGAAAAAGCUGUCAAGGAAGCCAAUGCCUAUGACUUUAUCAUGAAACUUCCUCAUAAAUUUGACACUUUGGUUGGAGAAAGGGGAGCCCAGCUGAGUGGAGGUCAGAAGCAGAGAAUAGCAAUUGCCCGAGCUCUGGUUCGGAAUCCCAAGAUCCUUCUGCUUGAUGAGGCAACAUCAGCCUUGGACACGGAAAGUGAAGCCGCUGUACAAGUGGCACUGGAUAAGGCAAGAGAAGGUCGGACCACUAUUGUGAUAGCCCAUCGUUUAUCUACAGUCCGUAAUGCAGAUGUUAUAGUUGGCUUUGAGAAUGGUGUAAUUGUGGAGCAAGGAAACCAUGAUGAACUAAUGAAACAGGAAGGUGUUUACUUCAAACUCGUUACCAUGCAGACAACAGGAAAUCAGAUUGAAUCAGAGGGUGAUUCAGAUGAACUGAAAAAUGAAAUAAAUACCUCAGAACCAGUUCCAAAAGGUUUUGAAUCCAGGAGCCUAAGAAGACGAUCAAGGUGCUCAAGUGUCAAGAAGACACAGACAUUAGAGAAGAAAACCACUGAAGAGGAGAAGAAGCUUGAUGAAAAUGUGCCUCAAGUUUCUUUUCUCAGGAUUCUGAAGAUGAAUAAGACAGAAUGGCCUUAUUUUGUGGUUGGCACUUUUUGUGCCAUUAUCAAUGGAGGUCUUCAGCCAGCAUUUUCUGUAAUAUUUUCCAGGAUUAUUGGGAUCUUCACAGCAUUUCAUGAACCUGAAAAAAGAAAGCGUGAUAGUGAGAUGUUUUCCUUAUUGUUUUUAAUACUUGGAGUUAUUUCUUUCAUUACCUUUUUUCUUCAAGGCUUCACAUUUGGCAAAGCUGGAGAGAUUCUUACAAAGAGACUCAGAUAUAAAGCCUUUAAAUCAAUGUUGAGACAGGAUGUAAGCUGGUUUGAUGACCCUAAAAACAGCACUGGUGCUCUAACUACAAGACUUGCUACUGAUGCCUCCCAAGUUAAGGGGGCUACUGGUACUAGACUGGGUCUUAUUGCACAAAAUAUAGCCAACCUUGGGACUGGAAUUAUCAUCUCAUUGAUCUAUGGCUGGCAGCUAACGCUUUUGCUCUUAGCAAUUGUACCUAUACUUGCAAUAGCAGGUCUUGUUGAAAUGAAAAUGUUGGCUGGACAUGCCCAGAAAGACAAGAAAGAAUUGGAGGGUGCCGGAAAGAUAGCUACUGAAGCAAUAGAAAACUUCCGAACUGUUGUUUCUCUAACUAAGGAGAGAAAGUUUGAGCAUAUGUAUCAACAGAGUUUGCUGGGACCAUACAGAAAUUCUGUGAAGAAAGCACAUAUCUUUGGCAUUUUGUUUUCUUUCACCCAUGCAAUGAUGUAUUUUUCCUAUGCUGCUUGUUUCCAGUUUGGUGCUUAUUUGGUGAUAAAUGUGAAUAUGAAUUUUCAAGAUGUGCUCUUGGUGUUUUCAGCUAUUGUAUUUGGUGCUAUGGCUGUGGGGCAGACAAGUUCACUUGCACCAGAUUAUGCCAAAGCCAAAAUAUCAGCAUCCCAUAUCAUCAAGCUCCUAGAACAAAAACCUGUGAUAGACAGCUACAGUGAGGAGGGACAAAAGCCGAAAAAAUUCGAAGGGAAUGUGUCAUUUAAUGAAGUGGUGUUCAACUACCCUACCCGACCUGACAUUCCUGUGCUUCAAGGCCUGACUCUGGAGGUGAAAAAGGGUCAGACCCUGGCUCUUGUGGGCAGCAGUGGUUGUGGGAAGAGUACUGUGGUACAGCUACUUGAGAGAUUCUAUGAUCCUCUGGUUGGAGAAGUGAAAGUUGAUGACCAAAAUGUCAAGAUGCUCAACGUCCAGUGGCUCCGGGCUCAGCUUGGCAUUGUGUCCCAGGAGCCCAUCUUGUUCGACUGCAGCAUUGCAGAGAACAUCGCCUAUGGAAACAACAGUCGGGAAGUAUCAGAGGAAGAAAUUGUGAAUGCAGCCAAAGCCGCCAAUAUCCAUCCUUUCAUUGAAACACUACCCAAAAAAUAUGAAACUAAGGUAGGAGACAAAGGGACUCAGCUCUCAGGAGGUCAGAAACAACGUAUUGCUAUUGCUCGAGCCCUCAUCAGAAAUCCUCAGAUCCUGCUAUUGGAUGAAGCAACUUCAGCCCUGGAUACAGAAAGUGAAAAGGUUGUCCAGGAAGCCCUGGACAAGGCCAGAGAAGGCCGUACGUGUAUUGUGAUCGCUCACCGCCUCUCCACCAUCCAGAAUGCCGACCUUAUCGUGGUUUUCCAGAAUGGCAAGGUCAAAGAACAGGGAACACACCAACAGCUGCUGGCUCAGAAAGGCAUCUAUUUUUCAAUGGUCAACGUUCAAAGUGGGGCAAAGCGCAUGUGAACUCCUCUCACUCUAUACAUUUUAUAAGUUAAAUAUUUCCUCUAAUUGUGUUUAAAAAGGGAAUCAUAGCCAUCAACUUCUGCCAGAAACCAAGUCCUUUAGGUUGUUUCAUUUUUUUUUUAAAUUAACUUCUGCUAUGACUAGAUCUCUACCCAUAGAAUUCAAUGUCUCCAGAAGAGGAGCAACAUUUAUGGAAGAUAUACCAAUAUCCCAUACAUUUUGAAACUUAAUAUUGUUCAAACCUAUGUUGACUAUACCACUUCCCCCCUCAAAAUGCUAGAGAUUUCUAUUAUGAGGUAGUUGGUUCAAAAUAAGAGAACACUAUUCUGUCUUUUUCUUUUACUGGGUCCUACAGAAUUGUACAACUUUGUUUACUCUUCUACUUAACUCUGCUCUUUUGUUACUUUUCAACUUUUAUUAUUAUGGCCAAAUUAAGUGAUAAUAAGAAAUCAAAGCAAGAUUCAUUCAUUAGUUUGGGGCCAGGAUAGAAAUGUACAAAUCAUGGGAUUGAAUCUUCCUUUGGUAUGUUGUUAAUAUUUUGUAUUGCUGCUGCAAAGAAUUGUUAAAGAAUUCUAUUAUUUUUACACUUUGAAAAAAUACAAAA